AUGAAGGAUCUAGUCAAUGAUGUACUUAACGCUACUAUCGAGAACCAAGAUGACCUCGACGAUAUAUUUGAUAUCUGGGGUAUAGAUCCUCUUUGGCAUGAAGAUGAUGAGAAUGGCAAUGACCGAGUGAUCACUUGGGUUGGGUUCUGGAGAUAUCCUGAAACCAAGCAAAUGCAGAACGGGUCUAUCAAUUUCGACGGAGAGACACUUUUACCUCAAGGUCUUUAUAUGAAGUUCGAUAUCACAGGUCGAGACAGUUCUAACUGGGGUUUAAUCGGUAUUCUCUACGGUGACGAAUACUAUUCAUCCAUCGAAGAAUUCAGAUCAGCCACUCAAGAUUCCAGCUUCACAAGAUAUACUCCUAAUAUGCCUGGCGAUUGGGUUGGAACUGAUAAAACCGGAAAAUCCCUUCCUCUCGAAACCGAAGCUCCUCCUAUGAGCGUUCAACCCGGAGGUCAAAGAUUCAAAGUAGACGAGGAUAACAAAUACGUUGAAUGGAUGGAUUUCACCUUCUACCUUACCUUUACCCGAGAUACCGGUAUGAGAUUGUAUGACAUCAAAUACAAGGGUAAACGAAUCAUCUACGAGCUCGGAUUACAAGAAGCUAUUGCUCAUUACGCUGGUAACGACCCCGUACAAUCUGGUACAUCUUACAUGGAUACUUACUAUGGUUUCGGUCCAUACGCGUUCAGUCAGAUUCCAAACUAUGAUAUGCCCCUCUACGCGUAUUGCAUGAACACUACUUUCCACGCUUCUGAGCUAUCCAAGUCUCAUCGAUGUGGUAUUUCCAUCUUCGAACACGACUUGAAUCAUCCAAUCCAACGACAUUCCACUCAGUCAUAUGUAUCAGUCACCAAGGGUAUUGCUUUGACUGUACGAAGUAUCUCCACCGUUGGAAACUAUGAUUAUAACUUUGAUUAUAAUUUCUACCUCGACGGAACAAUCGAGACCGUAGUCCGAGCUUCCGGUUAUAUUCAAUCCGCCUAUUACGCCAAGAACGAAGAGUACGGCUACCAAAUUCAUGACGGACUUUCUGGAUCAAUGCAUGACCAUGCGCUCAACUACAAAGUCGACUUUGAUAUUCUUGGUGAGAAGAACACACUUGUCAAACAUGUAAUAGAGCCUAUUGAAAAGAAAUAUAAGUGGAACAACCAAACUCGAAACACCAUGCACAUGGUAAGAAAAGAGGUAACAUCGGAAGAUGAAGGAAAGAUGAACUGGUCUGCCAAUGCUCAAGAACAAGUUAUCGUAGUCAACAAAGACCAGUUGAACAAGUACGGUGAACCCAGAGGUUACAAAAUCAUGCCUAGUAGAGGAGGUGCUGGUAUGCACUUAACCAUCACCAAUUCUAGUAAUUUACUCAACUCAGCAGGUUUCGCUACCCACGCUUACUACGUUACCAAGCAAAAAGAUUCCGAAUUGAGAGCUUCAAACGCAUGGAACGAUUAUGACACUGCUAGACCUUUGGUUGACUUCGACAAAUUCUUUGACGGAGAAAACCUUGUGCAAGAAGAUUUAGUUAUGUGGUUCAACUUAGGAAUGCACCACGUUCCUCAUACGGGUGAUAUUCCCAACACCGUCUUCUCUACCGCUCAAGGAGGUAUGAUUAUCACACCUCACAAUUAUCUCCUCAGCGAUCCUUCCAGACAGUCCUCCCAGCAAAUAAGGAUUGAUUACGACGAUGACGCAGUCAGCGAUGUAUAUACCUUUGGCAGCGAAGCGGCCAGUGGUCAGGUCGAUCUUGCCCAGGUAUCUUGGGAUCCAUACACCUAUUCAGGUGAUGUGGCUGUUAGGAAGUUCCCCUAUGAUCCUCAAAACCCCUUCGAGGAUACUGAAUCGAUCGUUUAA
Kwoniella shivajii is the source of this 1848-nucleotide messenger RNA. RefSeq lists its product as uncharacterized. Gene Ontology annotation, biological process: amine metabolic process. Bases 1 to 1848 code for a protein of 615 amino acids. Lineage: Eukaryota; Fungi; Basidiomycota; Tremellomycetes; Tremellales; Cryptococcaceae. Gene Ontology annotation, molecular function: quinone binding; primary methylamine oxidase activity; copper ion binding. The record is from RefSeq and is a predicted model, not a curated record. Gene Ontology annotation, cellular component: plasma membrane. The transcript is spliced from 15 exons.